AUGUUCUCUGGGGGUCAUUGCAAAGCGGCAUUCUCUGUGUCAUAUCCGACCGACGUGUUGAAGGCAGCGGCGGCGACAGUUGCACCUAGCCUCACACCUGUCCUGGCUAACACCUCACUCAGUCAGCUUCACAGAAUGGUGGAGUGCGUUCAGCCCAUGAAUCCUCAAGAUCUCCAACAGAACCAGCCUUGUGGACAGCUGACUGUGAGACCGAGGGGUGGGGUCUGUGGCCCCAUAAGUACCACUGACUUUCAGAAAACGAGUCCUAUCCUGAUGGGAAUGUUAACUAGAACUAAAGACUCAGUACCUCCUAAAACAACUUCACAGGCCUCUGGAAAAAGGCCAUACCUGGACGACGAUGAAAUACUUCGUCGGAUUAAUGAGAAGCUUGCAAUAUUCAAAGCUAGAAUGCUGGAGUUGAGCAAGCCUUCAAGAACACCUCAGACCUCCAAAACCUCACAAACCUCAGCACCUGCUUCUCCUGAGAAUGCUGAGGUCUGUGAUCUUGAGGCCACGCAGGCCAACAAGCUUGCACUAUUCAAAUCCAGAAUGCAGAAGCUGAGGGAGGGAUCCUUUUCAAACAAGCCAUUGAACAGUUCACCUCAGACUUCAUCUACCUCCCAAACCUCCACUCCGGCCCCUGGUGUGCAUCCACAGAAUCCUGAGGUCGGGUCCCUCAGGGUUCCAACUGAAAAGCCGGAGUCACGUUGCAUCCGACCAGAGCGGCCACAGGGGAAGAUCACUCAAACAAAAAAGAAUUCUGCAGAGUAUGGUCAAACAUUGAAAGAGGAUGAAGAUAGUCCCAUGGUUCUCCAGGCCCUGUCUGGUACAGCGGUCUCAGAACCUGUUAAAGAGAACCCGAGAAUCAUCGUGCCUCGCUCUCCAGCUGAUCAUGAAUGCACUUUGGUGGGAAGAAGUUACAACAGCCAUCAGAACAUCUGCACAGCGGUUGACCCGUUGAGCAGAGUGGACUGUGUACCUGCAGUUGCAGAGUCUACAUUAGGCAAAACACCGGAAAGAAAAGCUCCGAAGGCUUCAGACCGGCUGCCAACUGUUCCAGACGCAUGGACUGCUUUUGAAACCUCCGAGCCUCAUGCCAUAUCCCGUGCAGGUCAUGGAAAUCUACUGCUGAACUUAAGCCAAACUAGACCUGAUGUUACAUUCCCAGUUGGAAGCUUCCAGAAAGUGCCUGAACCAGAAGAGCAGGAGCGCACUGAGGACCUGCAAAAGGAUCAGGCUGAAGUGCGUACUGAAAUGGAACCACCUCCUUCGGAAAGUGAGAGUUUCCUCAAAGAUCCUCAGUAUGAAGACUUGACGGACUAUGAAGAGGAGGUCAACAUUCUGCAUCAAGUCUCCCUCGACGGAACUCUGCGGGACAAACUCCAGACUCUCUGCAGACUCAACGUCGACAGAGCAAAACCCAGACGUCGAAGUAGCAGCGAAGCAGCUCACCUCAAAGACCACGACUCAAAGAGACUCAAACUAAAUCCAAAACAAAGGCAGAAACACCCGUCCCAAGAACUGCUGCCGCCACUGAUGAAGAAGACCAUCCUGGAAGCCAAGCAGCUGACGAGCGCCGCCCACCGCAAAGACCAGCCUCCCAGUAUCGAUCAGCCCCGAGGUGAGGGCUACAAGUGGAAAGACAGGUCGUCACAAGAACACACUUCUGAAGAUUGGCUGGAGCAGAUGUAUGGCGAGCGCUACCAUAGACCCCACUACUGA
This is a messenger RNA of Knipowitschia caucasica, 1722 nucleotides long. The record is from the annotation of a GenBank genome assembly. NCBI's taxonomy places the organism in Eukaryota, Metazoa, Chordata, Actinopteri, Gobiiformes, Gobiidae.